Caenorhabditis briggsae is the source of this 2628-nucleotide messenger RNA. RefSeq names its product Protein CBR-ELP-1 (gene Cbr-elp-1). NCBI's taxonomy places the organism in Eukaryota, Metazoa, Nematoda, Chromadorea, Rhabditida, Rhabditidae. The transcript is spliced from 13 exons. Gene Ontology annotation, molecular function: microtubule binding. Gene Ontology annotation, biological process: microtubule cytoskeleton organization. Gene Ontology annotation, cellular component: mitotic spindle. The record is from RefSeq and is a predicted model, not a curated record. Bases 1 to 2628 code for a protein of 875 amino acids.
AUGUCAAUAAGCAACGGCUGGUCGUCGUCGUCAAUUAUAUCCGACGUGCUGCCAGAAGAAGAGUUUGAAGAGGUUGAGGAAGAUGAACUAAUCCUAUCUGAAAACGAUCGUCUUCGAAGUCGAGUUGAGGAGCUGGAGAAAAUUGUGGUAGCGCAGAGAAAUGAAAUUGUUUUACUGCAAAGCUCGACAGUGGAAAUUCUGCGGCGCUUGCAAAAUUUGGAGGUUCAGGAAAAGUCGAAAUCCCCAGUGUCAUCGGGAUAUAACUCUUUACCCCGCCGAAUCUCCGGCUCCAAAAGUACCUACUCUGUGAGCCCAUCCUCUCAACACCCCUCUUCUCUUCCACGUCAAUCCCAUUCCCAAAACUCCAAAUCCAUCUAUAUCAACGGAAUGAGCAGCACCGAAGACGUCGCUCAGAUGCCUCGUCGUCCUCCAACACGUGGCAGUGAUAUGGUCAAUGUGUCCGUUGGAAAAUCGGCGCGAGGAUCGCCAAUGAGGAAAUGGGUGUCCACUCAUGACAUGAAGGAUACGGAGAGGUUCAGAAGACUAUCCACGUCCUCGGAAGCCAGCACAAGUGCCACGACUAUCACUAUGAAUCCGAUUGUGAAUAGUGUGAGGAGAUUGUCAACCACCCACCGGCAAUCCAGCCCUUCACUUCUAUCCCUUUGCUCAAUUGUUUCCAGAAAUCCGAGCACGUCUUCUAUCUUGCGGCGGAACAAUAGAGCUUGCCAAUUUUCCACUGGAAACGACUAUUUGCCAAUUUUCAUUUCCGGAAAAUCGGUACAUGUUCCAGUGCCCACCGGAUAUGAGAACAUUGAUCCAACGGCAGAUCAAGACCCGCCAAGUGUGAAGGCCACAUUGAAGCAUGUGUAUAGCUACCGGGGAAAGGAUGUAAGGUCAAAUAUCGAAGCAUUGCCAACUGGAGAGCUAGUGUUCUUCUCAGCGAACAUGGUGAUUUUGAUGAACAUUGUUGGUGAUGAUAGAAGUCAAAGGAUCUACCAUGGACAUACUUGUGAUGUUAAAUGCAUCGCACUUCACCCUAACAAAAUCCUCGUGGCAUCCGGUCAAUCAUCCUGUCACUCAUCGGAAAAAGCGCUAAAAACUGAGCACACUUCUCCAGUGGAAUCUCCGGAAGAGCUGGUGAAACAACUGGAAAUGGAACACACAGAAGCUCAUGUUAGAAUAUGGGACACCGUUAAACUCACCACCCUAAUGAUUCUCACUGGUUUUGAAAAGGGCAUUUGCCACGUGGCAUUUUCUAGAACCGAUUCUGGAAGUUCGUUGGCGGUGGUGGAUGAUUCGCUGAAGCAUACGCUAUCGGUUUGGAAUUGGCAGAAAGGAAAGCGAUGUGGAGAAGUGAAGGCAGCGAAUGAUCUGGUUUUUGAGUGCAAAUGGCAUCCGACUAUUAGAAAUUUGAUAGUUGUGUAUGGAAAAGGGCAUUUCUCGUUCUUUAAUUAUGAUCCGGCUACUGGAGUUUUGGUCAAGACUGUUGCCACUUUUGAGGGUCGAGACAAACCAAAAACCGUGUUGAGUCUAUGCUUCGGUGCUGACGGACAAGUGGUGACUGGCGAUUCAAACGGAACUAUCUCAAUUUGGGAUCCGAGAACAUGCAAGACCAUCAAACAAGCCCAUUCGGUUCAUCCCGGCGGUGUCUACUCCUUAGCACUAGCAAAGUCUGGAAAAUUAUUAUCCGGUGGAAAAGAUCGUAUGAUUUCGGAAUGGGAUGUUAAUGAUCUAGUCCGCUCGAGAAGACCAAUUGAGCUGCCAGAUGAGAAGGGCUUUCCACGUGUCAUACUUCAAAGAGACCCAGGAGACCUAACAUCUCUUCUAACCUGUGGCGAUGCCAAACUGAUCACUACCUCCCAAUGUGGUACUGUACGCAUUUGGAAUCAUCUGGAGAAGAAAAUUGAAUUCUCCAAAAAGUUCAUGGAUUCUGUAGAGUGUGUUGAUGUGGAUGCUACACAUACACACAUCAUCUUGGGAUUCGCUGGUGGGCUUUGGAAUGUGAUCAAUAUUCCGAAGCAACAGACUAUUGAGGAGAAGAAGGAGGGGACCGCGGCGAUUACAGCUGUCAAGUUUACACCAGUUGGAGGAACGUUCGCAGUGGCGACUAAGCCUUCUAUUGCUUACAUUUUAUAUUUCCAGGAACCCUCUCUCACUGUCUACCGCAUCGAUGCUUCCAAAAACUUGCUCGUUAUCUCUCGAAUCCAUCAUCUUCCAUCUCCAUUGAUCGCAAUUGACUUUUCAACAGACGCUCAAUAUCUGCGAGCUCAAUCCACUGGAGCGCAUUUACUAUUCUGGUCAAAGAAUGGGGAGAUCUGCGAUGGAAGUACAGUGAGAGAUGUAAAAUGGGCUAGUUCUCGAGUGAAGAUUGGUUUUGAAACAGCACUAGUGGCGCAUUCCUCUAAUGGUCAAGUCUCUACAGUAUCCCAGAACGAUGAACUUGUGGCGGUUGGAAUGGAAAACGGAACGAUUCGAGUCUACUCAAGUCCAGUGACAAGUGUUACAGCUGGAUUUGUAGAACUUUUGGGACAUGGAAAGCUUGUGAAAAGUGUGGCAUUUAAUACAAAGUAUCAAUUGUUCUCCUGUUCGCCAACUGAUAAUUCUAUUUUUGAGUGGAGUUUAGAAUGA